AUGCCAGAGAAUUGUUUCAUUAAAUUACUUAGUAGCACGACAAAUUUGACGAAACUAGAAAUUGAAGAUUGGGAAGAGUCAUGGACAGCAAGUUAUAGUAAACGUCCUGUAUUAAAAGCAUUAAAAAGUACAAUUAAAAAAACAACAACAAAAACUUUUUGUAGUGUUUUACACACAAUUAUGUUUUUAAAUGAUGAUUAUUUUGAUGAUAACCUUAAUCAAAGUCAAGGCAUCUAUAAGUCAUGGACAGCAAGUUAUAGUAAACGUCCUGUAUUAAAAGCAUUAAAAAGUACAAUUAAAAGAACAACAACAAAAAGUCUGUAUUUGCUAACUCGAGAAUCAAUAAAAUGUAACGAAUAUCUCUGGAUUAUACAAUCAGCAUUAUCUCAUUCAACACAGGCAACAGGAGAUGAUACACUAGGAUGGAAUAACUAUGAUAAUGAUCAUAGCUUUGAGGUUUUGAAGAAAAAAACUCCAAGAAAGAUAUCCAUGUAA
Didymodactylos carnosus is the source of this 495-nucleotide messenger RNA. The record is from the annotation of a GenBank genome assembly. NCBI's taxonomy places the organism in Eukaryota, Metazoa, Rotifera, Eurotatoria, Philodinida, Philodinidae.